Molecule: messenger RNA, 447 nt
Organism: Quercus robur (English oak)
Lineage: Eukaryota; Viridiplantae; Streptophyta; Magnoliopsida; Fagales; Fagaceae
Exons: 1
Coding region: 1-447 (148 amino acids)
Source: RefSeq, a predicted model, not a curated record
AUGUGUCGGGCUUUCCCGACUACAUUGAAGGGUCUUGCAAGGGUAUGGUUCAGUAGGCUGGUGCCUAACUCUAUCAGCAACUUCAUAGAGCUGAGCAUGCAGUUUGCUUCAUAUUUUAUAUGGGGACACAGGUAUAAGAAGUCUGCUAUGUGCCUAAUGAGCAUCAAGCAGUGGGAGGAAGAAAUGCUGAGAUCCUAUAUAACCCAUUUUAACAAGGAGGCCCUCUCGAUUGAUGAAGCUGACGACAAGAUACUAGUGGCUGCAUUUACCAACAGGUUAUGGAAGGGUAAGUUUCUGUUUUACUUAUACAAAAACGACUCAAAAACCAUAUCGGAUGUACUUUACAGGGCUACCAAGUUCAUGAACGCAGAAGACGCGUUGUUGGCUCGAGAAGAGAAGCCCAAGAAGAGGGAUAGACAAAAGGAUGUACGGCAAGGCAUGCCCUAA